Molecule: messenger RNA, 2738 nt
Organism: Ochotona curzoniae (black-lipped pika)
Lineage: Eukaryota; Metazoa; Chordata; Mammalia; Lagomorpha; Ochotonidae
Gene: VIPR2
Product: vasoactive intestinal peptide receptor 2
Exons: 13
Coding region: 107-1435 (442 amino acids)
Biological process (GO): adenylate cyclase-modulating G protein-coupled receptor signaling pathway; cell surface receptor signaling pathway
Cellular component (GO): plasma membrane
Molecular function (GO): vasoactive intestinal polypeptide receptor activity; G protein-coupled peptide receptor activity; peptide hormone binding
Source: RefSeq, a predicted model, not a curated record
GGCUCCGCCACGCUCUGGGCCCGGCCCAUGGUGGAGCUCGCGGAGCUGCAGGCGCUCGGGACGGAGGCGGCGGGUACUGGGCGUCUCCCGGCGCGCUGAGCCCGGGAUGAGGGCGCCCGCGCUGCUGCCUCCCGCGCUGCUGACCUGCUGCGGCUGGCUGCUGGUCCCUGUGAGCAGCAUUCACCCGGAAUGCCGAUUUCAUUUGGAAAUACAAGAGGAAGAAACAAAAUGUGCAGAGCUCCUGAAGGCUCAGACAGGAACAUACAAGGCCUGCAGCGGUGUCUGGGACAACAUCACGUGCUGGCGACCUGCGGACGUGGGAGAGACCGUCACGGUGCCCUGCCCAAAGGUGUUCAGCAAUUUCUACAGCAAACCAGGAAACAUAAGCAAAAACUGUACAAGUGAUGGCUGGUCAGAGAUGUUUCCAGAUUUCAUAGAUGCCUGUGGCUACAGUGACUCUGAGGAUGAGAGCAAGAUCACAUUUUAUAUUCUGGUGAAGGCCAUUUACACCCUGGGCUACAGUGUCUCUCUGAUGUCUCUUGCAACCGGAAGCAUAAUUCUUUGCCUCUUCAGGAAGCUGCACUGCACCAGGAACUAUAUCCACCUGAACCUGUUCCUCUCCUUCAUCCUGAGAGCCAUUUCAGUGUUGGUCAAGGAUGACAUCCUCUACUCCAGCUCAGGCACGCUGCACUGUCCCGACCAGCCUUCAUCCUGGGUUGGCUGCAAACUGAGCCUGGUCUUCUUCCAGUACUGCAUCAUGGCCAACUUCUACUGGCUCCUCGUGGAGGGACUCUACCUGCACACCCUCCUGGUGGCCAUAUUCUCCCCCAACAGGUGCUUCCUGGCCUAUCUGAUGAUCGGAUGGGGGGUCCCCACUGUCUGCAUAGGAGCAUGGACCGCGGCCAGGCUCGCGUUGGAAGACACAGGUUGCUGGGAUACCAACGACCACAGCAUUCCCUGGUGGGUUAUCCGAAUACCAAUUUUAAUUUCUAUUAUAGUCAAUUUUGUCCUUUUCGUUAGCAUCAUAAGGAUUCUGCUGCAGAAGCUGACAUCCCCUGACGUGGGUGGCAAUGACCAGUCACAGUAUAAGAGACUCGCCAAGUCCACGCUGCUGCUCAUCCCGCUGUUCGGCGUGCACUACAUGGUGUUUGCCGUGUUUCCCAUUGGCAUCUCCUCCAAGUACCAGAUCCUGUUUGAGCUGUGCAUCGGUUCCUUCCAGGGACUGGUUGUGGCUGUUCUGUACUGCUUCCUGAACAGUGAGGUACAGAGUGAGUUGAAAAGAAAGUGGAGAGGCCUGUGCCCAACCCAGCCCAGGAGCCGGGACUACAGGCUGCAUGGCUCGUCCAUCUCCCGACACGGCUCAGAGAGUGCCCUGCAGUUCCACCGGGGCUCCCGUGCCCAGUCCUUCCUGCAGACAGAGACUUCAGUCAUCUAGCCCAUUCUGUGAUGCAGGUGCAAUGGGAGGCUGUAGGGUUCCUGCAAAGCGUGGUGUGCUCACUUCCUCCCGGUGCACGUGUUAAGGUCUCAACUUGGUCUACCCAGUUGUCAGCUGAUUCACUGAGGACAUGUUGUAACCAAAUUGGCUUAAAUGCUAAUGAUUGCUGAACUCCAGCAUUUAGAGCAGUUUGUUCAUAAUGUUGUUCAGCCCUGUAGAUGGAUCAGUUGUCAAGAAAACGGGAGAGGAGGGUGGUCCCUGAAGUCUUAAAACAGAAUGCCGUGGCCCAGAACCAUGGCCCACAGCUGCUAAAGGAAGAUGAGAGGGUUUCCACUCUGUGCUGCCUCUUGGGAAAACUCGCUGCCCUGUCUGAAGACAUGAACUUGAGACUGGGCAUUAGCACGGAACUAGUAUCCAAACCACGUUGGUGGCCUCCAUCCAAGAAGGGCCACUAGUAUCUUCAAGACACUGGUACAGAAGCUGGGUUGGGCCCUCUGGAAAGUAACUCCUGCAUACCAAGAUGGACCAGAAAAAAAUCAUCAGAAGAGUUGUCCAUGUUCCCACCACCUCCACCAACACCACCACCCUGGAAUUUCAUGUCCCCAGCUCCCCCAGGAUCGUGCCCUGCCCAACUGCCCUCGCCGUGACUCUGCAUCACAGCACCCAACCCAGCACUGUCAUGGAGCUAUUCUGUCUUACCAAAGAAAGCCCAUAGAAGACCACCAGGUGGUAGCAGAUCAUUGUGGGAGGACAUUGACCCUUCAUUGAGUCCCACCGCACCCCAGCCAAAGUUAAAGUCUAGCACCUGUAUGUCUUGCAGGUGACCAGGGGGCCCCUCUCUGGCCCUGUGUUCUGUCUACAGGACUCACCUGACACGCUGCAGCAGCCACAGAGCCAAAUACUUCACCCGACUCAGGCUGCAGGCAGGACUACAGUCACAGAGGAUGGGGCCAUGCGGGACCAGGGAUAGCAGCAGGUGGAAAUGGGAAACCUGUUCUCUUGAUGAAAGCAAUCUUAAGAUUGUUUCUGUUUAGAUGGAGAUUUAUUUUUGUUACAAUAGAAAACAGUAUCGCAUGGCCCUAUCCAAUACUGGCAGAAAGCAGCCUAGCUUUCUUUCAUCUGGAUGUUUGCAGGCCUGGAAAGGUAGGUCCAGCAGAAAUGUCUGAAACGAUCUCAUGGGGGGAGGGGUACGCAGGGUAGCAAAGGGAGCAGCACAUUUGGGCACAGUCUCCAUUCUCAGCCUCCAGUCUUUGUCCCUACAACUCUCCCAGACCCCAACCACUGUGCGCAAGCCCAAUGCAGA